This is a messenger RNA of Etheostoma cragini (Arkansas darter), 1053 nucleotides long. It is a transcript of the gene fam241a, whose product is annotated as family with sequence similarity 241 member A. The transcript is spliced from 2 exons. The record is from RefSeq and is a predicted model, not a curated record. Lineage: Eukaryota; Metazoa; Chordata; Actinopteri; Perciformes; Percidae. Bases 126 to 569 code for a protein of 147 amino acids. Gene Ontology annotation, cellular component: intracellular membrane-bounded organelle.
CGCGAGAGAAUCGGGGACGUGUCUGCCAGGGCGAACAUUGGACUGCGUGCCGUCAAUCACUUCACUCGCAUGUUUUGAUUCCUGAAAGUUAGUGUCAGUGCGUCUGUCAGUGGACUAGCUGUAAAAUGUCCACUUUAACGCAACCUGCCAAUGACCAGUAUGCUUUCCGUCGACGUGAGUUUGAAGAGCUGCCGUCAGAAAACCAGAGAAGAUGGCAAACCCCUCCACACGUCCACGGUCCGAGGCAGACGGCACAGCACCAGCGACACCGGGUAGACGGCAGCCAGACCCGACCCGGACCUCCCACCGAGCCCGGCGCCAGGUGGCCCCACGUGGACGACCCCACCACCAGAGAGCCGCGGCUGGACGACUGCGAGCGCAUGGGGACUCUGUUUGGGAUGCUCAACAAGGGUCUGCGGGGGAUGGGCUUCAGCCAGAUGUACUUUGGGGACAAGAUCGUGGAACCCGUAGUGAUAGUGUUCUUCUGGCUGCUGCUCUGGUUCCUGGGUAUCCAGGCCCUAGGACUAGUGGGAACCCUGUGCAUCAUCAUCAUCUACAUCCAGAAGUAAAUGAGAGCGGACGAGCCCAGUGGAAGCCCGCUGUUUUCUUUGUUUAACGCUUACGUACACGGGACUCAUUUCACGCUCAUCUGGAUUGGAAUCUGCAGUGAGGCUGUGUUUUAGAAGAGGAGAAGGUGGAGAGGCCGGUGCUGCUCUAGUGUUGGGGGGGGGGGGGGGGCUUUAAAGGGCCUCUAUAAACGGUUUGAAGCUUGUUCUGUCGGAGGAAGUCCGAGCAGCCAUGUCCAUCCUUCAGGAUUGUCUGGUCUGUAGCGUCUCCCUCAGGACAAGGGGUUAGAUUAGAUUAGAUAAUACUUCAUUCUUCCCAUAAUGGGCCAAAGCACUCGUUACAGCAGCAGUUUUCUAACGUAAAAACAAACCCACAAACAGACAAUGGGCAAGAAGUACUGAAAGAAUGGAAAGUGGCUUUAAUAUAAAAGGUAUUGUAAAGUAAAGUGAGGUGGCCAUACUACAAAAAAUAUUGCAACGUAAGUAA